Molecule: messenger RNA, 2766 nt
Organism: Spinacia oleracea (spinach)
Lineage: Eukaryota; Viridiplantae; Streptophyta; Magnoliopsida; Caryophyllales; Amaranthaceae
Product: pentatricopeptide repeat-containing protein At2g36980, mitochondrial
Exons: 1
Coding region: 796-2658 (620 amino acids)
Biological process (GO): RNA modification
Molecular function (GO): protein binding; RNA binding
Source: RefSeq, a predicted model, not a curated record
GUGUUUGAAGCAUAUUUGCAUGUUAGAAUACAAGACCUUACAAAAAUCAAUUAUAUAUAGCUUUGUCGCUCUUCAGUGGUAAAAAAACAAGUCGAAAUUCGAAAAUGUUUUCCUGGCAUAACGUUUUUGGGGUCUGCAAGAUGAGGUUUGUUGUUGAUUGUAACAUGCAUGGAACUGAUACAGAAAAACGAACUUCUUUUUUUUAUGGAUUUUGACUUGACAAAGUUAUAGAAAAUGAAGAAAAGUAAUAUUAUUAUCGGGACGAAUGAGGGUAAAAUUUUUCCACAAUAGAGAGUUCAGGGUCUGCAAGAUCAAGGUUAUGAGAGAUGAUUUAUACACUACUAGUGUCAAUGCACGCAUCAUUUCAAAUUAGGCAAUGAUCAUUACUCUUUGUUUAUCACUUUUUUUAGACAAUAUAUUUAGAAAACAUUACCUAUCAAGUGAAUAGGGGUAAUGUGCAUGGACACCAAAAUUCACAAAAGUUUGCUUUGUAUAAUAGAGAUUUGCAAACAAAAUUAUUCAACAGUUUCAUUCAAAUUUGGUUUGUCAACAAGUGAGUUUCCCAAAACAAAUCGUACUAGUUUAAUUAGUAAAAUGAUAUGAUUCACAAAUCACAAUUAUGGCUUUUCAAUUUCCACCUGUUGACAAACCACUUUUGGUUUAUGCAAACUAGUGAACUGUUUUGUUGUUCAUACAACUGUUCAAUGGGACAAAGGUGUUUCUUCCCUCCAAUUUUACAGUUAAAGGAGACAUCUUUGUACUUUGAAUGCAAAUGAAUUUCAAAAUAUAGUCGACAUGUCUUCCGCUUUGUUCAAAACCACAUCCAUUAUUGUGGCAGCUAUAAGAACAGGUAGAAUAGUGUAUGCACGCAAGCUGUUCGACGAAAUGCCUAACAGAGAUACAGUUGCUUGGAAUGCAAUGCUUACAUCUUAUUCUCAUCUGGGUAUUUACCCAGAAGUCUUUUCACUGUUCCGUGAGAUGAGAAAUGCCGAUACUAAGCCUGACAGUUUCACAUUCACUGCUACUCUGAGCGCUUGUGCUGGUGCAGGAGAUGUGAAAUAUGGUUCAGUAAUUCAUGGUUUAGUCGUUGUUUCUGGGUGUCAGAAUUCACUUCCUGUUGGAAACUCUCUUAUUGAUAUGUAUGGCAAGUGCAUGAGUCCUUGCAGUUCUGAGAAAGUGUUCGAGGAGAUGGGAUUGCGGAAUGAAGUGUCCUGGUGUUCACUUCUGUUUUCCUGUACUAAUGCUGGUCGUUUAGAUGUUGCUGCAGAAGUCUUUUGUAGGAUGCCGGAAAGGGUUGAAAUUUCUUGGAACAUUAUGAUUGCUGGUUAUGCGCGGCAUGGAGAUUGUGAGUCGUGUUUGAGCUUGUUUAGACAAAUGAGAGAGAGCGGUGGUUGCCCCGAUCAAUGGACUCUGAGUGCCCUAGUAAACUCACACGUCGGAAGGGAGGAAACCCGAUAUGGACGCAUGAUCCAUGCUUUUGUGGCUAAAAGUGGAUGGUAUACAUCCGUUGAAGUGCAAAACUCAAUCCUGAGCUUUUAUACUGAGUCAGGAUGUCGAGAUGAUGUUAGCAAAGCUCUUGAAUCCAUCGACUGCUGGAAUCAAGUUUCCUGGAACUCUGUCAUUGAUGCUCAUAUGAAAAUGGGGAAUACCCAUGAAGCUUGCAGUCUGUUUCAAAAAAUGCCAGAAAAGAAUAUUGUUUCCUGGACAUCAAUGGUUGCUGGAUACGCAAGACAAGGGCAGGAAGCAGAAGCCAUUUUACUGUUCGUUAAUAUGAUGAGAGAUUCUGUUAAACCUGACAAGCUAGCAUUUGGUGCAAUCCUCCUUGCGUGUUCUGGUUUGGCUUUACUUGGGCAUGGUUUGAUGAUACACGGAUGUUUGAUACGGCAUGGUUUCCAUGCUUGUGUUUACGUAGUGAAUGGGUUGGUUAACAUGUAUGCGAAGUGUGGAGACUUACCUGGAGCAAGCAGAGCAUUUAGUGAUGUCGUGAACAAGGAUUUAGUAUCAUGGAACACAAUGUUGUUUGCAUACGGGUUGCAUGGACGGGCCAGCCAAGCCCUGCAUCAUUAUGAAGAAAUGUUGGCACAAGGAAUAAAACCAGAUGUUGUGACAUUCAUUGGUUUAUUAAUGACUUGUAGCCAUGCUGGUCUUUUUGAGAAGGCUCAAUAUCUUUUGGAGUCAAUGUCAUCAGUUCAUGGCCUAUCUCAUGAAAUGCAUCAUGUAGCGUGUAUAUUAGAUUUGCUUGGGCGUGGUGGGUUUCUAGCGGAAGCCAGAGUCUUUUCUCAGGGAGUAAAAGCUUUAAAGGAAAACUCGUCUGAAACAAUGCUUGGAGCAUGUUCAAUAAAUCUAGACAUACAUUUGGCAAAAGAAAUUGGCCAAGAAUUGAUUAUUUCAGAGCCUCGGGAUGAGAUGAGUUAUGUUUUAAUGUCCAAUUUGUAUUGUGCAAGUGGGCAGUGGAGAAAAGCUGAGACAGUGAGGAAGACUAUGGCCGACCAAGGAGUACAGAAAACGCCUGGAUGUAGUUGGAUUGAAUUGAAAAAUGAAUCAACAAGUUUUGUUUCAUGGGAUUAUUCACAUCCAUACAUGGACAAGAUGUGUAAGAUUCUUAGUAUUCUUGAAAUUGAAUUGAGAUAUCCAUGCUUUUCUAAUUACGGAAAUUAAAAUUUGUUCAUAUCUGACAUAUAUAUCUGCCCACUUUUCAUAAUUCUGCAUGCUCUUAACAAAACUAACACAUUUUAUAAAUGAUUCAGUAUAUGUUGCUUACAUGCU